AUGCUGCGCAUCACGACGAGCGCCGACCGCGGCGGCAAGGGCGGAACAGACGCGACAGACGACGGGGCUGCCACCUCCCCCUCCCCGUCGCUUUCCCCCUCGCCUUCCCCUUUAUCCCCCGCGCUUUCCCCUUUCUCCCCCACGCCUCCGCCGUUCUCCCCGUCGUCCGCGUCCGCGCAAAUCAGCCGGCGCCGGCUGCACAUGAGCUACGACUUCGACGGGGAGAGCAGCAGCGGCGGGGAGGGCGGCGCAGGCGGAAGCGGAAGCGCGCGUCGAGUGCGGCAGGGGCACCGCAGCUUCUCCCACCGCUCCGGAGUGCUCUCCCCUCCCGAUACUUCCUCCUUAGGAUCGCCCGCCCCCGCCGCCAGGCCCGCCAGUCCCCUGGGCAGUCCGCGCAGAAGCGCGAUUGGGGGGCUUGGCGCGCUUGUAGAGGGUGGGGGCGGGGAGGCGGGAUUGGCGCUCAGGCCCUUGCGGCUGGGGAAGGGGAGUCCAGGCGGGGGCGCCGCAGUCGGACCUGCCGAAAGGUCAGUGGUGAGGAGGGUCGGCGGAGACGGGGGAACAGGCGCAGAGCUGCGUGAUAGCGGUGGCGCGGGGGAAGAGAGCCGGCGGAGUGGGGCGGGUUUAGGUAGUGAGGCUAGGGUGGGGGAGGAAGGGAGCGAGGUGGGCGCAGUCGGUGCCAGGGGCGAGGCUGCGCGGAGUGAUGUGCUCGCGGGGGCGCAAGAGGCGCGGGCGCAAGGUCAAGCGAAAGAGCAAGCGCGUGACGGGACAGCAGCAGCGGCAGCAGGCGCCCUCGGAACGCCCAAGAGCGUGGAGGGCAGGGGCCAAGGGAAGGGAGCGGCUGACCAUGACAGUGACUUUGCGUUCCGAGCAGCGCAGUGGGGCGACGGUGGGGGUGGGCUACGGGAUGGGGGUGUGGGGGUGGUGGCGCAGGAUGGUGGGGUGAUGCGGGAUGGUGGGGUGUUACGGGAUGGUAUGGGGAUGGAUAAUGUUUAUAAUCCAAAUACGGAUGACUCUGAUAGCGAGGAUAUAUGGAGAAGUUGCAAAACAGAGCUAGGUGAACACGAGAAGGUGGAUAGCGAUGAUAGUGGCAGCAGCGAGCAAGCUAGUAACGAGAAUAGAGGGAACGUUGAGGCUCAUAGCGAUGGCAGUGGGCUGCUUGAGGGAGCCAAUAGUGAGGACGCUGGUAGUGAGGAAGCUAGUAGUGAGGACAGUGAGAGUGACGAGACUAGUAUGACGGAUGCUGAAAGUGAGAGUGAGAGAAGGGAGCAAAGGGAGCAAGACGGGGGGCAUGAAGGGUGUGGGGAGAGUGAGGGAGCAGUGGAUGGGGACGGGCGGGCAGGGCUUGAUGGCGAGAAGGGUGGGAGAGAGCUGGCUGCGGGGGAGGAACGAGAGGAAGAGGAGGAAAGCGAGGACGAUGAACGGACGGAGCAAGAGGAGGAGACAGAAGCACAGGGCGCGGCGGGGAAAGGGGAGGCGGGCGAUGAGGAGAGAGGGGAGGAAGGAGGGGAGAAGGUAGAGAGUACUAGAGCCCCUGGUGCUUUAGGUGGUCUGGUUGGUGCUAGUAUUGGUGCUGAUGGUGGUGGUGGUGAGGAAGGGGGGAAUUCUAGGACAAACGAUAGUGAGAACAGCAGGGCAGGGGGUGGCAGUGUCAGGGACGGGUGUGAGGAAAGGAGGGGAGAGGGUGAGGAGAGAGGGGGUAGACUCGAGGAGGAACAGCAGGAGAGUGAGGAGGCAGGGGAGAAAGUCGAGGAGGGAGGGACGGAGAGUGAGGAGAGGGGGGAGAGGGAGGAGAGGGAGGAGAGGGAGGAGAGGGAGGAGAGGGAGGAGAGGGAGGAGAGGGAGGAAAAGGAGGAGAGGGAGGAGAGGGAGGAGAGGGAGGAGAGGGAGGAAAGGGAGGAGAGGGAGGAGAGGGAGGAGAGGGAGGAGAGGGAGGAGAGGGAGGAGAGGGAGGAAAGGGAGGAGAGGGAGGAGAGGGAGGAGAGGGAGGAGAGGGAGGAGAGGGAGGAGCAGUGGGUGGAACCCGUGGGUGGCGGGAACGAGGCAACAGCGACUGGAGUGAGGGUUGCUGUGGGUGGUGCUGGUGCGCAGAUACAGAGUGAGAGUGAACGCAGUGAGAGUGAGAGCAGUGAGAGUGAGAGCAGUGAGAGUGAGAGUGAGGGUGAGGAAAAGGAGAGGGAGAAAGAAGGUGAGAGUGAGGGGAGUGAGGGAGAGAGUGACAAUGAGGGGACUCAGGGAGAGAGUGAGAGUGAGAGGGAGGGUGAGAGUGAGAGGGACGAGGGAAUGGAAGGGCAAGUAGAGUGUGAGAGAGAGGGGUGUUUGAAGGGUGUUGAAGCAGCACCACCGGUGAAGGCUGCUGUGGGUGUUGUGGAGGGGGAAGAGGGUGGGGGCAGUGAGAGUGAGGGGUCUGGGAGUAAGAGUGAGAAUAAGAGUGCGGAGGGAGGGGAAGGGAAGGUGGAGCAUGGAAAGCAGGAGGAAGAGCCUUGGGCUGAUGUUGACGCCACAACAGUGGCUGCACCGAUGGGUGGAGUGGGUGGUGUGGAGCGGGAAGAGAGUGGGGGGAGUGAGAGUGAGAGUGAGGGUACUGAGAGGGAUAGUGGGAGUGAGAGCGAGAGUGAGAAUGAGGAGACUAAGGUUGGGGAGAUUGAGAAUAAAGAGAGUGGAAGUAAGUUGAGCGGGAGUGAGGGAAGUGAGAGUGAGGAGAGUGAGAGUGAGAGUGAGGGAGAGGAGGGGAAGGAAGGGCAGGUAGAGCAUGAGAAAGAGGGGACCUUAAAGGGUGCUGGAGCGACCACACCAGCUGCAGCGGUGGGUGGGGAUCAGGAACAGAGAGAGGGGAGCGAGAGCGAGAGCGAGAGUGAGGAGAGUGAGAGUGGGGUUGAGGGUGAGAGAGAGGAGGGGCAGGAAGGGCAGGUGGAGUAUGAGGAGGGGCAGGAAGGGCAGGUGGAGUAUGAGGAGGGGUCCUUAAAGGGUGUUGAAGCGACAGCGCCAGCUGCACUGGUGGCUGCUGCUGUGGGUGGUGUGGAGCAGGAACAGAGUGAGGGGAGCGAGGGUGAGAGUGAGAGUGAGAGUGAUAUUGAGAGUGUGGAAGAAGGGGACGGGAAGGUGGAGCAUGGGAAGGAGGGGGAGGGGCUCUUGAACGGUGUUGGAAUCACAGCAGCAGCUGCACCGAUGGUUGCUUUGUGUGGUGUGGAGCAGGAACAGAGUGAGGGGAGUGAAAGUGAGAGUGAGAUGGAAGGUGAGAGGGAGAGGGAGAGGGAGAGUGAAACUGAGGAGACUAAGGAGGGGACGUUGGAUGGUAUGGAGAGCUCAGCUCCCCCUUCUGGAUCGAUGGCUGCUGCUGUGGGUGGUAAGGGGCAGGGACAGAGUGAGGGGAGCGAGAGUGAGAGUGACAGCGACGAUGAGGACGGAGUGGAGGGGCAGGUAAAGUGCGGUACGGAGGGGUGCUUAGAUGACGAUGAAGUGGCAGCGCAAGCUGCACCGGCGGCUGCUGCCGUGGGUGGUGUGGGUGAGGAACAGAGUGAAGGGCGUGAUAGUGAGAGUGAAUACAGAGGUGAGAACGUAAUGGAGGCGCAGGUAGAGUGCAGUUCUGAGCGGUGCUUGGAUGAUGAUGCAGCAGCAGCGCCAGCUGCACUGGUGGCUGCUUCUGUGGGUGGUGUGGGGCAGGGACAGGGUGAGGGGCGUGAGAGCGAGGAGACCAAGGGUGGGGAGAUUAAGGACAAGGAGAGUGCGAGUAAGUUGGGCCAGACUGAGGGACGUGAGAGUGAGGAGAGUGAGAGUGAGAGUGUAGAGAGUGAGAGUGAGAAUGGGAGUGUGAGUGAAGAAAGCGAGAGUCAGAGUGAGAGAGAGGAGAGUGCGAAUGAGAGUGAGAGAGAAGAGAGUGGGAUUGAAAGCAAGAAGGAGGAGAGUGGGAGUGAGGGAAGUGGAGAGAGACAAGGGGAUGCAGGGGAGAUGAUUGAACAGGAGAAGGAAGGUGGGGGGCACAAUAGCGGGUGGGGUGAGACGGACGGUGGGAGUGAGACUGGGAGUGAGAGUGAGAGUGAGAAUGUGAGCGAGGAUGAGACUGCCAGCCAUGCCACCUGCAGGGCUGAAGUACCAGAGAGUGCAGCAGUGCUGGAAGUGCUGAGUCCAGUCUUUGCUGCUGCGCCGCACAGCAGACCCGCCCUGCAGGCUCCCUGGGACGACGAUGACGGCGAUGGUGAGAGUGCUCGUGGCCUGGUUGCAGCUGUGGAUGCAGCGGGUGAGGGGGAGCAGCAUAGGGGGAGGAACGGGGGUAGGGAGGGUGCGGGGGCAGUGCAGGACAUGUUUGUAGCAGAGGAGCUGGCGGCUGAGGGCGUGGAGGAGGGGAGUGAGGUGGUGGAGAGUGAGGGAGUGGGGACAGCAGUGGGGGGUAAAGUAACGAGGGCGGCAGUGGAGAGUGAUAAAGGGAGGGCGGCAGCUGCAGUGCAGGACAUGUUUGUGGCAGACGAACUGGCGGCUGUGGGCGAGGAGGAGGAAGGGAGUGGGGAAGUGGAGGAGAGUGAGGGAGAGAAGGGGUCGGCAACGAAUGAGGGAGUGGGGGCGGCAUUGCAGGGUGAUGCAGCGAGGGUGGCAGUGCAGGAUAUGUUUGUGGCGGACGAGGUGGCUGCUCUGGAGGUGCAGAAAGGGAGCAGGGAAGUGGAGAGCGAGGGAGUGCGGGCGGCUGCAGUGGAGGGUGAUGGAGGGAAGGCGGCAGUGCAGGAUAUGUUUGUGGCGGACGAGUUAGUUGCUCUGGGUGCAGCGGAAGUGAGCAGGGAAGUGGAGAGCGAGGGGGAAAAGAUGGCACAUGCGAGUGAAGGGGUAUGGGCAGUAGGGACGGGUGAUAGAGUGAGGGCGGCAGUGGGGAGUGAUGAAGGGAGCACCGCAAUGCAGGACAUGUUUGUGGGCGGGGAACUGAUUACCCUGGGCAUGGAAGUACAAAGCAGGGCGGUAGAGAGGGAUGAAGAGAGGCGGGCAGUAAAGAAUCAGGGAGUGGGUACGGCAGUGGAGGAGGGAAAUGCAGUAAGGGGGCCAGGGCAGGACAUGUUUGUGGCGGGGGAACUUUCUGGCCUGGGGGUGGAGGACGGGAGUGGGACAGUGGAGAGGGAUGGAGAGGAAUGGGCGGUGCAGCACGAGGGAGUGAGAAUGCGAGCGGCGAGUGAGAGUGAGAGAGGCGAGAAGCAGGACAUGUUUGUGGAGGGCGAGCUGGUUGCCCUGGGCGUGAAGGAGGAAGGGGGUGUGAAAGUGGAGAGCGAGGGAGAGAAGAGGGCAGGGGAGAGGGCGGCAGGGCAGGACAUGUUUGUGGCGGGGGAGCUGGUUGCUCUAGGCGUGGAGGAAGGGAGUGGGAAAAUGGAGAAUGAGGGAGUGGGGGCAGCAGUGGCGAGUGGUGGAGGGAAGGCGGCAGUGCAGGAUAUGUUUGUAGAGGGGGAGCUUGCUGGGCUGGGCGUGGAGGAAGAAAGUGGGCCAGUGAAGAUUGAGGGGGAGAAGGACGCAGUAAGGACUGAGGGGCUGAGGGCGGUAGUGGGGAGUGAUGCAGGGUGGCUGGCAGUGGGGAGUGCUGAAGAGAGGGAGGCGGUGCAGGACAUGUUUGUGGAGGGGGAGCUUGCUGGGCUGGGCGUGGACCGGGAGGGUGGGGAGAUGGAGAGGCAUGACGGGGUGGGGGUGUCAGGCAGAGAGGUGGGGGUGGAGGGGCAUACAACCGCACAACCGGUAUCGCCUGCUGCUGCCGCUGUGGCUGCUGCAGCUGCUGCUUCCACUGCUGCAGCUGCUGCCUCUGUUCUUCCCAUUCUGGCCAGGCCCCACGCCCCCCACAGCCACGUCCCCCACGCCCCGCACGCGCCCCACACCCCCCUCAGCCCCCCCACGACGCCCAAGAGCGGUGUGAGUCCGAACGCGCGGCAGCGCAUGCAGCGGGCGGCGAGGAAGCUGCAGUUCGUCACGUUCCUGCGCUCGCACAUGGGGGGGAAGGCGGAGGGCGGGGUUGGUGGGACACACGUGGGGAACAUGGCGGAGGGUGGGGCGCACGUGGGGGGAAGGGUGGAGGGUGAGGCGCAGGUGGGGGGAAGAGCAGAGGGUGAGGCAGGUGGUGCGCAGGUGGGAGGCAGGGCGGAGCAUAGGACUGAUGAGGAGCGACGGAAUGACCUUGAAGUCAAACUGGAGAGAGAAGCGGGGGUGGGUUGGGACGGCCCUGUGGGUGGUGAGGGGGAGAGCUUGGUGGUUGGUGAGAGCACAGCGAGUGUGAUGGAGGCGAUGCAGCGUGCUGAUGGUUCUCUGGGUGGUGGGGCGGACAGCUCGAUAGGUGAUGGCGCCACAGCACGUGUUGAGGAUGCGGUUGAGCGAGGGGGAAGGCUGUCUCCGGAAAGAGAGAAAUAUGAGGAGGAGGAUUCAAGGGAUGAGCAUGCAGGGGGGAAUGGUGUGUGGAGCAAGGGAGAGGAGGCAGGGAGUGAGAGGCAUGUGACAGAAAAUUCAAGGGCAAGUGAGAGACGGCAGGUGGAACAGUAUAUUGAGAGCGGUGAGGCGGUGCUACAGGCGGAGGAGGGGAGUGAGAAGAAGCAAGAGGUAGAGAAGGAAGGGAGUGCUUCGCCUGCUCCUGAUUCCCCAGCAUUCAUUCCGGAGUUUCCCACCUUUGGAAUUGCUGUCUCCAGCAUUCCGCCUGCCCUCCCUCCCCCUCCUCCUCCUCCUCCUGCAGCAGCUGUCUUGAGGGUUGGCGAGAGCGAGGUGGGGAAGAGUGAAGGAGAGGGAGAGAGGGCGGAGAGUGUAGAGGAGGGAGGGGCGGGAGAGCAGGGGGAGAGUGAAGAGAAGGGAGAGCAUGCAGGGAAGGGGGAGAGUGAAGAGGAGGGAGAGGAGGGAAAGAAGGGAGCGAAUGAAGAGGAGGGAGGGGCAGGAGAGAAGGGGGAGAAUGAAGAGAAGGGAGAGGAAGGAGAGAAGGGGGAGAGUAAAGAGGGAGAGUUGGUUCGACAUGAGGGGAGUGCAGAGGGGGUUGAGGCGGGUGAGGGCGAUGGUGGUGUGGUUUCCCAGAGACCUGGUAAAGAGGGCGAGGAGUGGGUGGGACAGGAUGAGGGGCAGGUUGAAUGCGGAGGGGGUGCACAGCAAGUGGGGCAUGUAGAGAGGCGGGUGCCGGCAGAGGAUGACUCGAGGCAUGAUAGGCACAGCACAGCAGGAGCAGCAGCAGUGGCGGGCGCAGGAGCAGCGGCAGCAGCAGCAGGAGCAACAGCGGCAGCAGCAGCAGGAGUGGUGCCCGGGGCACUGGAGCCUCUGCAAUCAGCUGACAAGCUGCCCACCUGGCAGCCAGCAGACCAAUCAGAAGACGCCGACACCUCACACGCUUUUACUACUGGCAUCUCCUCCUUCCCAAGUACCGAAGCUGCUUCUCACAGCGAGUCACUCUUUAACGUGGAUGUUACAUGCCCAUCCCUCUCAACCAAUGCUGCAUCUCCAUCGCUCUCCCUCGAUGCGGCAUCCCCAUCCAUCGGCUCUCCCGUUGUCGGUGCUGCUGCAUCUGCUGCCAUCUCCUCUCUCCCUCAAGACAAGAGCUCCACCCAUCACCCAAACUCCGCCUACCCUCCUUCCCCCACCCCCAUCUCCCCUCAUUCCCCCGCCUCGUCCUCUCCUCGCAUCAGUGAUGCUGGGUCCCCCACUUUAGUUCCCGACUCCCCCACCUUUGGGCUCACCGGUACUCCUGCCAUUGCCAGCCCCACUUCUGUUGCUGCCACAGCCGCUGCUGCUGCCGUUCUGGGUGACCUGAGCACGGACUCGCCCACAUUCACCCCGGAUUCACCAACCUUCGGGUUCGCUGCCCCCAGCGCUGCCAGUGCUGCCGCUGCUGCUGCUGCUGGCGGGUGGGGGAGUGUUUCUGCAACGGCUGCAGGCGCCCUCGGCGAUUCCUCCCCCCCCACUGUGGAUUUCUGGCGUGCUGACUCUGCUGAAUCUGCUGACUCUGUUGACUCUGCCGACUCGACUGCUCUCGAUCACGAUGCUCUUGAUGGGCGUGACUGUGAUGCCCCCAGCGCUGCCAAAGCCCACACAGAGGAUGCUGCAGCUGGAGACCUGCUGGCAGGAGUGGCAAUGCAGGAGGCAGAGCAGGCGGGGCAGCAGGAGGCAGAGCAGGGCGGGCAGGGAGGCGAGCGAGUGGAUUGCCUGAUUGAGGACUCGGUGCACUCCAUGCUCUUUGGGGUGGGCUCCUUCUCUAUCACCCUCUCUUACCACCCUCUCUUACCACCCUCUCUUACCACCCUCUCUUACCACCCUCUCUUACCACCCUCUCUACCACCCUCCACCACCCUCAUCCCCCUUCCCUUCCGUUCACCACUCUUCCCCCACCACCCUCCCCCUUCAUCACACGCCCUUCGCUGUUCCGCGCGACUAUCCUGCCCCCUCUCAUAG
Molecule: messenger RNA, 8373 nt
Organism: Closterium sp. NIES-65
Lineage: Eukaryota; Viridiplantae; Streptophyta; Zygnematophyceae; Desmidiales; Closteriaceae
Source: the annotation of a GenBank genome assembly